GAAAAGAGCAAGAUAGAGAGAGAAAGCGAAAUGUUAUAACAGGUGAACCGACAACCAUUCUACUCCAUCAACAUAGAUGUUUCCGAACCUCUCUAGGCACUGAUCGUACAUUUCGAGCUAAAAACCUCUCUUAAAUAAUAUACUCCAAAGAGAGAUUGAGUGAGAAAGCUCACAAAAUGGAUCCAUGUCCAUUUGUUCGUUUAAUCGUUGAAUCUCUCGCUCUAAAACUCCCUUUGGCCACCAAACCAGCUGGUUCCGGUGUCCACCCGUCAACCACACCAUGUUUCUGCAAAUUGCGUUUCAAAAACUUCCCUUCUCAAACUGCCCUUCUUCCUAUGUGUUCUACUGCUAAUGAUUCUCCGCCCGACACCUCCACCUCCGCCCCCGGUUUCCAUCUCGACGCCAUCGCUCUUAGUCGUCUCUCUGGUAAGCCUAUCACACUCCGGAUGGAGGUUUACACGGGUCGGAUGGGUCGGACAUGCGGAGUCAACGGCGGGAAGUUACUAGGUCAUGUUCAGGUCAGUAUUGAUUUGGGGAAUGCUACGUCGAAUCCAAGAGUGUUUCAAAAUGGAUGGUUGAAAUUGGGUAACCAACCGGAUAAGCCAGCGGCUCGGCUAUAUCUUGUUGUCCGGUCUGAACCGGACCCACGGUUUGUUUUUCAGUUUGGUGGUGAACCGGAGUGCAGCCCAGUGGUUUACCAAAUUCAAGGAAAUAUACGACAGCCCGUUUUCAGUUGCAAGUUUAGCGCAGACCGGAACGCAAGAUCUAGAUCUUUGCCAUCAGAUUUCACCCUCAACAACAAUAACAGAGGAUGGAGGAGAACCUUUACUGGGGAGAAAGAACGAGCAGGAAGAGAGCGAAAGGGAUGGAUGAUAAUGAUAUAUGAUCUUUCUGGUUCUCCAGUUGCAGCAGCCUCUAUGAUCACCCCAUUUGUUCCUUCUCCAGGCUCAGAUCGUGUUUCUCGAUCAAACCCUGGCGCAUGGCUAAUUCUCCGGCCUCACGGAUUCUCUGUUAGUAGCUGGAAACCAUGGGGUCGCUUAGAGGCAUGGAGAGAAAGAGGUCCUAUUGAUGGGCUUGGUUACAAGUUUGAGCUUGUGACCGACAAUGGCGGUCCUAGCAGAGGAAUUCCGAUUGCUGAAGCUACAUUGAGCGUAAGGAAAGGCGGCCAAUUUUGCAUUGAUAGUAGAAUAAUGAAAGAUUCAGGAUUGAAUAGUUCAAGAUCGCCUGUUAAAGGAUUUGUGAUGGAUUCUACUGUAGAAGGAGAAGGAAAGGUUAGCAAGCCAGUAGUGCAAGUAGGAAUGCAACACGUCACUUGCAUGGCUGAUGCUGCCUUAUUUAUAGCUCUUUCUGCUGCUAUUGAUCUAAGCAUGGACGCUUGCCAGCUUUUCUCCCAUAAGCUUCGAAAGGAGCUUUGCCAUGAUGAGCAAGACUACUCCUUCUCUUAGAGCUUCUCUUAUGAUGCAAUGAUAACCAGUUAGUUUUUUUUUUUGCUCAUUGAUAGAGUGAAACAACUAUUGGUUUGAGCAGACAAGACGUUUUGCUGCUUUUUUUUUUAAAGUUUGCUUACAUUCUUUCAUUUCCCUGAAUUUUCCCUCAUAAAUUCUAUAAGAUUUUCUUUCUCUGGGAGCAUGGAUAGUCGGAAUUCAUUAUGUCUUUGUUGGUUUUGGUUGGUUUUGUCACAGUAGAGGAGUUUUUGUUUGUUAGUAUAACUUUUGUUAUACCAACAAUGCUUAUAUGACCAACAGAUAUAGAAACUGUACAUACAGACAAUAAAAAAGCCAAUUAAUUGUUUGUUCAUAUUUUUUA
This is a messenger RNA of Jatropha curcas, 1806 nucleotides long. RefSeq names its product DUF1005 family protein (DUF1005). The record is from RefSeq and is a predicted model, not a curated record. NCBI's taxonomy places the organism in Eukaryota, Viridiplantae, Streptophyta, Magnoliopsida, Malpighiales, Euphorbiaceae.